Molecule: messenger RNA, 675 nt
Organism: Heteronotia binoei (common prickly gecko)
Lineage: Eukaryota; Metazoa; Chordata; Lepidosauria; Squamata; Gekkonidae
Product: eukaryotic translation initiation factor 3 subunit F-like
Exons: 1
Coding region: 3-416 (137 amino acids)
Biological process (GO): translational initiation
Cellular component (GO): eukaryotic translation initiation factor 3 complex, eIF3m
Molecular function (GO): translation initiation factor activity; translation initiation factor binding
Source: RefSeq, a predicted model, not a curated record
CCAUGGGGGUCCCUGAGGAGACCAUGGGGGUGAUGUUCACACCCCUCACAAUGAAGUAUGCCUACUAUGACAUGGAACUGAUAGGAGUUGACCUCAUCAUGAAGACUUGUUUCAGCCCCAAUCGAAUGAUUAGUUUGUCCAGCGACCUGGAGCAGGUGGGAGCAGCUUCUGGUCGGAUUCAGGACACCUUGAGCACCAUGCUGCAGUAUGCAGAAGAUGUGCUGUCUGGCAAAGUGGCUGCUGACAACACCGCUGGCCAUUUUCUGAUGGAUCUCAUCAACCAGGUCCCCAAGAUCUUCCUGGAGAACUUUGAGACCAUGCUGAACAGCAGUAUCAAUGACCUGUUGAUGAUGACUUAUUUGGAAAACCUCACACAGUCCCAGAUUGUGCUCAGUGAAAAAAUCCUAAACCUGUAAAGGAACUUGUGCCCAUCAUGCAAGAAGAAAGCAUGAAGAGAACUGGAUUGGGGCCUUGUAAUCCAAAACCUUAGCAGGACUGUAAUUCUGAAAAAGCCUGCUCACGAAAUCUUCCUUUCUACAACCCUCCAGAGACAAAGAGAUUGCAAAGAUAAAUCGCAUAAUUAAGAGUCAGUUGGCAACUCACAAAUUGUUUGGUUUCUGUGAUUAUAAGUAUCACACCAUAUCUCUUUUGUAAGGAUAUUUGGCUCUAAAUAAG